This is a messenger RNA of Kwoniella shivajii, 681 nucleotides long. RefSeq lists its product as uncharacterized. The record is from RefSeq and is a predicted model, not a curated record. The transcript is spliced from 6 exons. NCBI's taxonomy places the organism in Eukaryota, Fungi, Basidiomycota, Tremellomycetes, Tremellales, Cryptococcaceae. The coding region runs from base 1 to 681 and encodes 226 amino acids.
AUGGGCAAAGACAUAGACGAUCUGUUGAAGCAGGCUGAGACGUUCGUGCGAGCUCACAUGGCAGGGUAUGAUCCUUCUCACGAUUGGCAUCAUGUUGAGCGAGUCCGACGUCUUGCUUUGAAAAUAGCUCAAUCUCUGGAUCCUCAGCCGGAUUUACUGGUAGUUGAAUUAGCAGCUUUAUUCCAUGAUUUAGAUGAUAAAUAUCGAACAUCAACUUCACCGACAUUGUCAGAUCUCUUAUCGCCGUUGUUAUCUCAUCCGGCAAUAUCGUCUUGUCAAUCAGAAUUAAUAUUGAAAAUAAUACCAUCAGUAUCCUAUACAUCAGAAUUGAAAAGUUUGAUUGAACAAAACGACGAAAGACGGAAUUGGCAAAGGGAUUGUAAAGAAUUACAUUCAGUUCAAGAUUCAGAUAGGUUAGAUGCGAUUGGUUCGAUAGGUAUCAUGCGCUGUGCAGCUUUCAGCUGUAAGGUCAAUAGGAAAUUAAUGGAAGAUGUAGAAACUGGAUCCGGAGAUGGAGAUGGCUCUGGUUCUGGUUCUGCUGAAGGGCAUUUCGAGGAGAAAUUAUUGAGAAUCAGAGAUAGGAUGAAAACUCCGUUCGGUAAAGAGGAAGCUGAAAAGAGACAUCAAACAAUGGUAGAAUUCCUUUCGUCCCUUGACAGGGAAAGAGAUUUAUUGAUAUGA